This is a messenger RNA of Medioppia subpectinata, 526 nucleotides long. The record is from the annotation of a GenBank genome assembly. Lineage: Eukaryota; Metazoa; Arthropoda; Arachnida; Sarcoptiformes; Oppiidae.
CCAGAGUCACGCUCGGCAUCACCACAAUGUUAACACUGGUCACCAGCGCUAAGAGCGCUCGCGAUAAGUUGCCCAGAGUUUCCUACAUACAUGCCCUCGAUAUUUGGAUUAUUGUUUGCACAAUAUUUAUAUUCGCAUCACUCGUUGAAUACGCGACCGUAAACUUCAUCUAUCAUAAGGAGAAGAGGAGAACAAACAAAUCAAAGGCUAAUAAGAAGAAUAAUAUACAGAAUAGCAAUGCCGCCUCCGAGUCCUUUGACUCAAAAAAGAGGUUCAAUGAUAAGGACGGGAAGCGAUGGCGGCAUUGAACUAAUUGUGCCAAAUCUCACACUUGAUCAUACAUUGAAUCGGUCGAGACUAACGCCAAAAACCAGCAAAACUAAUAUAUUUUCGCCCGUAUUUAUAGCCAAACCGCAAGAUAUUGCUAAUGAAAUUGACCGCAAGUGUCGUCUCAUAUUUCCCAUCAGUUUUCUAAUAAUAAAUAUAAUUUAUUGGACAACUCUUGCCUUAAUGUCAUAAAAGUGAC